AUUUCUAGGUUAUGUUUUAUUGUUGUUAAAUUUUGAAUUUGGUAAAUAGCUGUUUUCAAUAAUUUGCUAACAAAUAUUUCCAAAAAUUAUUUUUAAACAUUUUCUCCUAAAGGAUGUCUGAACACGGAGCCGCCUUACAAACAUUCAACGAACAAUUAGUGAAAUGUCUCGAGGAGCUAAAAUCCAAAAGAAACGACUUGGUGGAAGUGAUACAGCGUGAAGAGGCGGAAAAAAUCGUUUUAGAGAAAAAUAUUCGGGCCCUACAAGACAAACUGGCCCAGUUGAACAAUAGUCUUAGUCAGCACCGUGCUAUGUGCAGCAAUUAUGAUAAAACUAUUGAAGACACCGAGUUAGGGUUUAAAAAGAUUUUGGAAAGCAGUCAAACCCUUCUGCAAGUGGCACAGCACGGAGCAAACACCAUAGGGGCAGAACAUGAACAUUUAAUGCGCUAUUCAGUUAAAAAUCAUAAUUAGUGUCUAUAUAAGUGAUUUUGGGCAUAAUGUGAUAAUAUGUAGGUAUGUUGGUUAAUUUAGUGAAUAGUGUGUUACUUUUUUUACAAGUAGGUCUUAUGGUAUGUUAAACACAACAAAAAUGGUUCAUAAUAUUGUAAUUUUAAGUAGGUAUGUUUGAUGUUGUCAGCAACUUGUGUCGAAAUAAAUUUAUUUUAAUAAAA
Anthonomus grandis grandis is the source of this 673-nucleotide messenger RNA. Its product is annotated as microtubule nucleation factor SSNA1-like. The record is from RefSeq and is a predicted model, not a curated record. Gene Ontology annotation, cellular component: ciliary basal body; centrosome. The transcript is spliced from 3 exons. The coding region runs from base 114 to 473 and encodes 119 amino acids. NCBI's taxonomy places the organism in Eukaryota, Metazoa, Arthropoda, Insecta, Coleoptera, Curculionidae.